Molecule: messenger RNA, 3564 nt
Organism: Pteropus alecto (black flying fox)
Lineage: Eukaryota; Metazoa; Chordata; Mammalia; Chiroptera; Pteropodidae
Gene: ARHGAP20
Product: Rho GTPase activating protein 20
Biological process (GO): regulation of Rho protein signal transduction; signal transduction
Molecular function (GO): GTPase activator activity
Source: RefSeq, a predicted model, not a curated record
AUGGAAGCGAUGUCCCCCCAGCAAGAGAUUCUAGGGGGCCACCCGGGACGCUCCUCCUCCCUGACAGGAGUGUCUCGGAUCGCAGGAGGCCCCGGCACUAAGAAAAAAAUGAAAACACUAGCUGAAAGGAGGAGGAGUGCUCCAUCUCUUAUCCUGGAUAAAGCCCUACAAAAACAGCCUAGUACCAAGGAAAGUCCUUCCUCUGGCAUGGACACAUGUGCAUUUCUGUCAUCAUUUACAUGCUCCAAUAGGACUCUGCUAAUUGAUGGCAAAGUAGAACUCAAAAGAGGCCUGCAGAGACAAGAGCGGCAUCUUUUCCUGUUCAAUGAUCUGUUUGUUGUGGCUAAAAUCAAAUAUAACAACAACUUUAAGAUAAAAAAUAAAAUAAAAUUAAGUGACAUGUGGACAGCAAACUGUGUUGAUGAAGUGGAAGAAGGCAACACCAAUACCAUGAAAUCCUUUGUCUUGGGCUGGCCCACAGUGAACUUUGUGGCCACUUUCAGUUUUCCAGAACAGAAGGACAAAUGGCUUUCCCUCCUUCAGAGAUACAUCAAUGCAGAGAAAGAAAAGGACUAUCCGAAGAGCAUUCCCCUCAAAAUCUUCACCAAGGACAUUGGGAAUUGUGCAUAUUCUAAAACUAUAACAAUAAAGAAUUCAGAUACAGCGAGCGAAGUUAUCAACAUGUCCCUAUCAAUACUAGGGAUAACUGGAUCUGAGAGAGACUACCAGUUAUGGGUCAAUUCUGGCAAAGAAGAGGCACCAUAUCCACUUAUUGGGCAUGAAUAUCCCUAUGGAAUUAAAAUGAGCCAUCUUCGAGACACUGCACUUCUGGCAGAGUUAUCAAAGGACUCCACCAGCCCUUCCAGCCUCCAAGAGCCCUUCCUCAUAGAACAGCUGCCCCGAGAGAUGCAGUGCCAAUUCAUCCUGAAGCCUAGCCGCCUGGCUGAGACCCAGCAACUGAGUGAUUCAGGUCAGAAGACAUCUAAAAGGAGAAGAUCUAUCAUAAACUGGGUCUUUUGGCGGGGUUCUAGCACUCAUCUGGAUAACUCACCCAUAUCACCAACAUCUCCUAUGCUAGGACAGCUCUUUGGAGUGUCUCUGCCAAGUCUUUGUGAGAAUGACAAUCUGCCCAAACCUGUUUUGGAUAUGCUUUGCUUUCUUAGUCAAAAAGGACCCCACACAAAAGGCAUUUUCAGACUAUCAGCCAAUGUGAAAUCUUGCAGAGAGCUGAAAGAGAAACUGAAUUCUGGAUCUGAAGUACACCUAGACUGUGAAUCUGUCUUUGUGAUAGCAUCUGUCUUAAAGGAUUUUCUACGAAAUAUUCCAGGAAGUGUUUUUUCAUCAGAUCUCUAUGAUCAUUGGAUCUGUGUAAUGGAUCAAGGAAAUGAUGAAGAGAAAAUAAAUACAAUUCAAAGGCUGUUAGACCAGCUCCCAAGAGCCAAUGUUGUUCUCCUAAGAUAUCUUUUUGGAGUAUUAUACAACAUUGAGCAACAGUCCUCAUCCAAUCAGAUGACUGCAUUUAAUUUAGCGGUGUGUAUCGCUCCAAGCAUUCUUUGGCCUCCUACUUCAUCCAGCCCAGAAUUAGAAAAUGAAUUUACAAAAAAGGUUUCUCAGCUUAUUCAAUUUAUGAUUGAAAAUUGCCGUGGGAUAUUUGGAGAAGAAAUUUCCCUCUCGGGAGAGGUUUCAGUGAGAUGCAACACUAAAGAGAAUGCCUCAGAUAUCCCUUGCUUCCAGAUGAAUGACUCCUCCUAUGACAGCUUAGAAAAUGAGCUGAAUGAGGAUGUUGAUGCUCCAUGCAGUGAUGUGAUAAAGAAGCUUGGUCAAGGAAGCAGAAGCAUGGACUCUGUAUUAACCCUUAGUGACUAUGACCUUGACCAGCCUGAGGUAGAAGGUCUUUUAACCCUGAGUGACUUUAAUUUAGAUCAUUCUAAACAUGAAGACUUUCAAAUGGAACGUCCUCUUGAAUCCAAACCAGUGACUGCUGUAGUACUAUAUGGAAACGCCACACUGCAGGGCCGUGCCAGGCCCUCAGCUAACAUGAACACAUCCUGCUGCCUGUCCACAGCUGCAGCAGAUGGUCCAAAAAGCCCCAGGCGGGUCCGGCGCUGCUCAGAGCCCAGCACCAACUAUGUAGAUUCAAAGCUUUCCUUUCUCAGGGAGUUUUAUCGGAAAAAAAAACUCAAGUCCAGCUAUGAUCCAAUUCUCUCACAAGAAGAUGAGGACUAUCUGAAGCAGAAUCAACCCCUACAGGAAGAGAGUAAGGUAUGUUUGAGGCAGAAUUUAGGCAUAGGCACUGAUAUCAAGAAAAAUGCCACUAAUAAAAUAGUUAAGAAGAAAAGCUCGUCAGGUAAUGAAGGAAAUCAUGUGAAACUUUUUUCUAAAUCCAAGCCAGUGGCCAUUUCUGUGGCAUCUUAUAGUCACGUGUCCUCAUAUGACCAUCCCAGGAAUGUGCCAUUUGAUUCAGGUACAUCUGGAUACUCCCCAGCACACACAACAGAUGCCCUCAAGAGUUCGAGGAGACACCGGCGCUGCUCAGAGCCCAUCAUUCAUGACCAACACUGCAAACUGAGCCAUCUUGGGGGGAUUUAUUCAAAGAAACAACAUAAAACCAGCUAUGAAGCUGAUCACUUUGACAGAGAAGAUGAUUAUCUCAAACGGCACAAGUCUUUGCAAAUGGAGGGGCAAAAGCUCAUUAAUCAGAGUUUGGUCAUGGGUAUCGAGGUGGGCAAGAGUAGUGCCGUAAACCAAACAACCGAGAAGUUUUUACCCUCAAGCUUAAACACUUGCCCAAGCACUAGCUCUUCCAGUUUGUCCUCCCCAGGCACUUCUCCAUCUGGCUCAUCGGGGCGCUCCCAAGACAGUGCUUUUUCCCAGAUUUCUGAACACUUCGUGUUUACACCCACUGAUACUUCCUCACCAAUCGAUUGCACCUUUCAGGCUCAAAGAAAACAGGAGGAACUUUCUUCUGACCUUAGCAGUUCCAGCCUCAUUUCUGGAAUGCCUGGUCCCUCAUCUAGACAGUCCAGCAACAACUUAGUUCAUACAAAUAAGGAUACCAUAGAGUGUCACUCACAUUCUGUAACUCUUCACCCCAUCACAUGGUUAAGAAAUGGCAUGGCCAGUCUGAAAAACUGGUCCCUCAGAAAGAAACCAAAGGCAUACGGACUAGAGGAAAAGAAAAUAGUUUCUCUCAAAAGAUUCACAGAGCCGCCUCCACAUGCUUCUGGUGUUCCAGAAGCCAGGUCACUGCAAGAGAAAAAGGAAGAUAUUCCCCUAAGGGCAGCUGAAGAACUUGAAGCUGUGCAAGCAGCCGAGUGCUGUAGCUCUUAUCCCAGCCAGGACUCAGAGAAAUGCUUUAGCUCGGCACUCAACUUGGUGGAAGACAGCCUCAAGCUUUGUAUGCAGUCACAUGAAGAAGGACAGAGUAGUGGGCAGUGCUCUUCAGACACUCUGCCUUGUGUGAAAUCCUCACCUGCCCUUCAACUGAGUAAUGCUUCCAGCUCAGACUGAGGGCUUAUGGUCGUUUGUGAUGUUGGGAACAGAUACCUAACCAAAGACAUUUAA